AUGUCUCCAUAUUCAGAAGAGGCAAUUCUAGAGGACCCUCGACUAUUUUUCAAUGUGGCUUCGCCAUCGAGUACCUUCAUCUGCGGCUCCCAGGGCUCGGGCAAAAGUCAUACCUUAUCCUGUAUGCUGGAAGGAUGUCUGAUUCCUUCGAGAGCAGGCAAGCUCCACAAGCCCAUGGCAGGUGUCGUUUUCCACUAUGAUACUUUCAUCAGCGACAGUGGCGGCUCUCCCUGUGAGGCUGCCUUCCUUGCCUCGCACUCUAGCGUAAAUGUUCGAGUACUCUGUGCGCCAACGAACUUGGAAACCAUAAAGAAAACCUACGCUAGGUUCAACAUCCCUGUUGAGCCUUUGCUAAUAGACCAGGCCCAUUUGAACACCAAGCGCAUGUUUGAUCUCAUGGCGGUUGGCCAGGGCCAAGGUCCGGCUCCGCUAUAUGUGCACACUGUUCAGCGGAUUUUACGGGAGAUGCGCAUUUUGCAGCAGAGCACCGGAUCUCGAUUUGACUACAGAGGGUUCAAGCGGAGAGUCCUCGAUUCCGAUCUCCUUCCAGGCCAGCUUGAGCCUUUAAAACAGCGAUUGGACCCUUUGGAGAGCUUCAUGCCGCUUCAGCAGGCAGUCACCUUGAAGUCACGCAGGAAGGGAAUGGCGGGUUCCAACAAUACAGGCUCCAGCUGGACACCAAAGCGGUCGCGACUGACCAUCGUCGACCUCUCCUGCCCAUGCAUUUCGCCGGAUACAGCCUGCUCACUCUUCAACGUUUGCUUUGGAAUUUUCAUGGAGCAAGAUACCGAAAUCGGCAGAGUGGUGGCCCUGGAUGAGGCUCAUAAGUACAUGAAAGACUCGAUCGAAGCUCGGACUUUUACAGAUACUCUACUCUCGACCGUCAGGCUUCAGCGUCACCUCGGUGCUCGUAUCCUGAUCUCCACUCAAGAGCCGACGAUUUCGAGCGAUCUUCUUGGGCUGUGUACAGUCACCAUCGUGCAUCGAUUUACAUCGCCGGCUUGGUUACGCGCGCUGAAGGGGCAUGUGGCCGCAGCUGCGAUGGAGGUAAAAUCUCGUGAACUACCGAACAACAGCGAGGAUGAAGCAGAAGGCUCAGCCGCCUCGAGGACCUCAUCGCUGUUUCGUCAGAUUGUGCAUCUUCGAGUGGGCGAGGCCUUGUUGUUUUCGCCCAGUGCAGUCGUUGGUGCGUCGGAAGGGCAUCGACUGGGCGAUGGAUACAUGGUCAUCAAGGUCAGGGACCGGCUGACUGAAGACGGCGGCAAGAGUGUUAUAUCGUCUUGA
This is a messenger RNA of Aspergillus versicolor CBS 583.65, 1284 nucleotides long. RefSeq lists its product as uncharacterized. The transcript has 4 exons. The record is from RefSeq and is a predicted model, not a curated record. Bases 1 to 1284 code for a protein of 427 amino acids. NCBI's taxonomy places the organism in Eukaryota, Fungi, Ascomycota, Eurotiomycetes, Eurotiales, Aspergillaceae.